Ilex paraguariensis (yerba mate) is the source of this 1314-nucleotide messenger RNA. The record is from the annotation of a GenBank genome assembly. Lineage: Eukaryota; Viridiplantae; Streptophyta; Magnoliopsida; Aquifoliales; Aquifoliaceae.
AUGGAAAUGGAGAGUUCUCGAAGACCAUUCGAUAGAUCUAUUAGAGAAUCGGGUCAGCUGCAGCAUCAAGAGCUUGUGAGUCAGUACAAGACUGCUCUGGCCGAGCUGACCUUUAAUUCAAAACCGAUUAUUACUAACUUGACCAUAAUUGCUGGAGAGAAUUCGCAUGCUGCCAAGGCCAUCGCUGCAACCAUCUGCACCAAUAUUCUUGAGGUUCCUGCUGAGCAAAAGCUACCAUCACUCUAUCUUCUAGACAGUAUUGUGAAGAAUAUUGGGAGGGAUUACAUCAAAUACUUUGGUGCCAGGCUCCCUGAGGUUUUCUGCAAGGCAUAUAGACAGGUUGACCCUUCAAUACAUUCUGGUAUGCGACAUCUUUUUGGAACUUGGAAAGGAGUGUUCCCUCUGCAGCCACUUCAAAUGAUUGAGAAAGAACUUGGUUUUACACCUGCUGUCAAUGGUUCAUCUUCUGGAACGACAACAUCUCGGCCUGAUCCACAAUCUCAACGCCCAGCACACAGUAUCCAUGUAAAUCCCAAGUAUCUAGAGGAGAGGCAGCGUCUUCAGCAGUCUAGCAGAGCGAAAGUAGCAACCAAUAACAUUAAGGGGUCCCUUGGUGGUUCACCUGAAGAUGCAGAGGGACUGGACAGAACAGCCAGGGGUAGUUCUGGGAUGCCAUGGACUGAUCCUCCUGUUAAGAUACAUGAUAUUCAGCAUCCUCAAAGAGACGCUCUAAGUGGACCUGUUAGAGAGAAGAACAUUGUGCCUGCACAUGGAGAUUAUGAAGGUGGUUCUGAUCUUCUAAGGCGUUCAGGCUUGGGAGUUGGACGAUCCCGUGAGAGGAUUACGGAGCAAGGAUUUGAAAAGCCUGGGUUUGGAGCUGGUGCCACCGUCACAGAGACAAUAUCCAGCCAAAAGAAUGGUUUUGAUAUCAAGCAUGGAUUUCCAAAUUAUCCAGUUUCUAGAUCAGCAAUCUUUGAUGCACAUCUACGGCCAACACAUGGCCUUGCAAGUAGAAGCAAUAGUGUGAUGAAUAAAAGCUGGAAGAAUUCUGAGGAAGAGGAAUACAUGUGGGAUGAUAUGAACUCUAGACCGGCGGAUCAUGGUGCAACCAAUAAUGCAAGGAAAGAUCUUUGGACACCUGAUGGUAUUGAAAAAUUGGACUUUGAAAGCCAGCUUCGGAAACCACAAAGCGAACUUGAUGCUGGUUCAAGGGUGGAUAGGGAGCCUUCAACUGAUUCUCUAUCCACAGAAAAAGGGAGCAAGCUACUUUUGGGCAUCGAAUGCCAUCAAUGUGGUCGCAGGAGGCACAUUUAA